UUUACCUUUAAAGUCUAAGAGCGCGUUGGCUUCGGUUUUGUCUGUCUUCAUCUUACUUGACAAAGAAUCUUUAAAAAAUGUUACUCGGACUUUGUCUUGUCUUUUUUAUCGAUACGUUUAUGUUUGCUCUGGUGGGUCACUGCCUUCCUGUGCCCGACUCUGGGCCACACAUUAUCAAUGGAUGGGGAAAGCCUGUGAGACUCAGACAUCUGUACACAACAAACAGUCGGGGGCUAGUCAGUUACUACGUGCAGAUAAAUGAAAAUGGCAGAGUGGAUGGAACCACUUCUCAAAGUUCAUACAGUUUAUUAGAAAUCCGACCCGUCUCUUCUGGAUCUGUAGCAAUCAAAGGAGUUAAAAGUUAUCGAUAUCUCUGUAUGGACAAGCAUGGGAAAUUGCAUGGCUCGCAUGCAUACACAAAAGAAGAUUGCUCCUUCGUUGAGCGUAUUCUACCAGGCGGGUACAAUGUGUAUACAUCUGAGCAGCACAAGGACCCUGUGAGUUUGAGCAGCACCAAACAAAGACUGCAGUCUAAAGGGAGAGGAUUGCCUCCCUUGUCUCAGUUCCUGCCUAUGGUCAGCACCAUUCCUGAGGAGCCAGUAGACUUUGGUUUUGAAGAUCUGGACCAGCCCUCUGAUCUGGGGUUUGGACUUUCAUCUCCCCCAGAGACUGACAGCAUGGAUCCCUUUGGAACGAUAUCCAGAAUCUAUAUGCAGAGCCCCAGUUUCCACAAGAAGUAAACAAAAUGACCAUCCUUUUUUAAAAGGCUCAUCUUAAACAGACUAAUGCUUGGCUACCUUUGGAACCAGGGCACUGAACAGGGCACAGUGGAACCUGCUUUCCAAACUAAACCCAGUGGAAACAGAGCGUUUAUAUAAGCACCUAUACUGUGUCUCUGAAAUGAUCAUGUACCACUCCCCUUCAUGUAUGUACAGAACAGUAAAACCUAUUGUGGAGGAAGUUUUUUAUUCUUCAGGAAACUGAAGGAACCUGUCUCUGUUUACCCUCAUUCAAGCACUUGCUUAUUAAAGCAAUAUUUAUAAUUCAUUAAUUUAAUUUAAACAUCCCCUUUGUUACUGUAUUUUUGUUAUUAUCAACAAAUAUGUAUUUAUAGUGUGGAAGUGUUUUUUUAUAUUAUAGUCUCAGUCAUGGUAUAUAGUUAUUAUUUUUGUAUUAUUUUUAGGAAGACUAAUCCUGUUACCUAAUACAGAUUUCUAUUUACCUAAUAGGAUGAAAUGUUGAUCUGCAUCAUAUCUUUUCAUUUGAUAAGCACCAACAUGAAAAUGUGAAGACUAAUAACUAGCUAACAUUUUUUUUUUAAACAAAGUUGGGUUAGUUAAAUUUGUAAGGAAUCUUAUUAGCCAGUAUCCCCAGUCCAAGGCUGGACUUCAGGAAAACAACAAACAAGGUCAUCACACUGGGUCUAAAUGAAAUACAAGAAAACGUUUUGCUUCCACUAGAGCUCUAGACAAGAUAUACAUUGAGAUUAAAGAUCUUUCAGUCACAUGAGCACCAGGAUGCAGAUUGGUUUCUGAGGAUGGAAAUGGCCUUGGUUAUGUGAAAAUUGCCAGUAAUAUGAACACACACAGAGUAGGCUCUUCAAUCUGGGUUGUGUUUGAUUGGUUCCCACGUUACAACAAGCACACUGCGACUUUGGAGUCCAAUUAAGAGCAACGUGACUAAUCCCAUUGCUAAAAGUUUUGAGUUAUGAACACAUGUUGAGGUGAACGGAAUAUCUUGAUUGAAGUUUUUAAAAUCUUUAAGGUUUGACAAAGUUAACCCUAGUUGUUAUUUUAAGCACCACUCAGAGACUAGAUGUAGAGGACACAGUUGGAAAUUGAGUGGACACAGACUUAGAACGGGGGUUAGGUGACACUUUGGGGUUACCAAGUCUCAAUGUUGCUGUUAAAAAUUUGAAAUCCUCAGGAGCUGACUGGAGAAAGUUCUGGGGUCAAUCAGGUACCGGGAAUCGGGUAAAUUGAUGAACCUACACAGACCGAUUGGCCUCCUCUAGUUCCAAACUUUUCUUAUGUUCUUAUAGUCAUAAAAAUAAAAUCUUCAGGAACACCUGAAAGGCAAUGUGGAGAGAAUGGAAUGGAGAGCUCUGUUGAAAUCUAAAGACUGGUCCUCAAAGUGUCCUGACCUGUCAUCAGUUGACCUUAUCUUGGAUAAACUGGAUAGAAAGGUGGAAGUUAAUCCUACAGUGACAUGUCAAUACCUGCAAAAAACUUGGCAGAACUACUGAUUCGGAAAACUGGUUGAUCAAACACCUUGUGUUUGCCCAGCUGUCAUUCAAGUCAAGGUGGCUUUUUUGAUCAAAGGAAUGUUAUACUAUACAAAAGCAUUUUGUAAAUCAUUUAAAUUAUUUUAAAUAGCAUGUGUGUAUUGCCAACAAACUUCA
This is a messenger RNA of Acipenser ruthenus (sterlet), 2401 nucleotides long. Its product is annotated as fibroblast growth factor 19. Gene Ontology annotation, molecular function: growth factor activity; fibroblast growth factor receptor binding. The transcript is spliced from 3 exons. NCBI's taxonomy places the organism in Eukaryota, Metazoa, Chordata, Actinopteri, Acipenseriformes, Acipenseridae. The record is from RefSeq and is a predicted model, not a curated record. Gene Ontology annotation, biological process: cell differentiation; fibroblast growth factor receptor signaling pathway; positive regulation of cell population proliferation. The coding region runs from base 78 to 740 and encodes 220 amino acids. Gene Ontology annotation, cellular component: extracellular region; cytoplasm.